ACAGCAUGCACAGUUGCAACAUGCUGAUUAAAGAGUUCCGAAUUGUCCUGCCCAUUUCAGUGGAGGAGUACCAAGUGGGUCAGCUGUAUACAGUAGCAGAGGCCAGUAAGAGUGAAACUGGUGGGGGAGAAGGUGUGGAGGUGUUGGCCAACGAGCCCUAUGAGAAGGAUGGAGAGAAGGGACAGUACACCCACAAGAUCUACUACCUGCAGAGUAAAGUGCCAACUAUUAUCAGUAAGCUCGCUCCGAAAGGUUCUCUCAAGGUUCACGAGGAGGCCUGGAAUGCAUAUCCUUACUGUAAAACCGUCCUUACCAAUGAAUACAUGAAAGACUUCUCUAUUAUGAUCGAGACGUGGCACAAGCCUGACAUGGGGGAUCAGGACAAUGUACAUGGACUGGAGAAAAGCAAAUGGGAAAAAACGUCGAUAGUUGACAUCGACAUUGCUGAUAGAAGUUCCAUCAGUUCAAAGGACUACAACCCAGAUCAUGAUCCGGCCAUCUUUAAAUCGGAGAAGACCGGCAGAGGGCCUCUGGGACCUGAGUGGAAGAAAGAACUCGCUAACAACCCCAGCUGUCCACACAUGUGUGCCUAUAAGCUAGUCACUGUUGAAUUCAAGUGGUUCGGACUACAGGGCACUGUGGAAAAUAUCAUUCAAAAGGUGGAGAAGCGUGUGUUCACCCACUUCCACAGAGAGCUGUUCUGCUGGAUCGACAGAUGGAUUGAUCUGUCGAUGGAUGACAUACGACGCAUGGAGGAUGAUACAAAGGAAGAGCUGGAUAAGUUGAGGGCGGAUGGUGAAGUUAAAGGCAUGGGAGCUGUUGACAAUGACAACUGACUUGCUAACCCAAUCACUCUGAUACAGGAGCAUUUGACUUCAUUGAGCAAACUCGGACUCUUCUCCUCGGACACUAGACCUAGAACAGCUUGAUAGGCAUAAUCAAGAAUACCACACUUACAUCCUAAUAAAAUUUGCUCUUAAUAAGAGCUUAUUAUUGUAAAGCAA
Perca fluviatilis (European perch) is the source of this 1004-nucleotide messenger RNA. RefSeq names its product phosphatidylinositol transfer protein beta isoform-like. The coding region runs from base 6 to 836 and encodes 276 amino acids. Gene Ontology annotation, molecular function: phosphatidylinositol binding; phosphatidylcholine intramembrane carrier activity; phosphatidylinositol transfer activity. The transcript has 12 exons. NCBI's taxonomy places the organism in Eukaryota, Metazoa, Chordata, Actinopteri, Perciformes, Percidae. The record is from RefSeq and is a predicted model, not a curated record. Gene Ontology annotation, biological process: phospholipid transport. Gene Ontology annotation, cellular component: cytoplasm.